Molecule: messenger RNA, 587 nt
Organism: Gavia stellata (red-throated loon)
Lineage: Eukaryota; Metazoa; Chordata; Aves; Gaviiformes; Gaviidae
Gene: DNLZ
Product: DNL-type zinc finger
Exons: 3
Coding region: 1-477 (158 amino acids)
Biological process (GO): protein stabilization; protein import into mitochondrial matrix; protein folding
Cellular component (GO): mitochondrion
Molecular function (GO): protein-folding chaperone binding; zinc ion binding
Source: RefSeq, a predicted model, not a curated record
AUGCAGCGCGCGGCGCGGGCGUUGGUCGGGGCCCUGCUCCGCGCCGCGCCGCCGUGGCGGCCCCGCCGCCUCCCGCUCGCCCCGCCGCCCCGCCGUCCGGCCUGCAGCGCCGCCGCCCCGGGGCGGCCGCGGGCCACGCACUAUCGGCUGGUGUACACCUGCAAGGUCUGCCAGACCCGAUCAGCAAAAACAAUUUCCAAGUUAGCCUACCAUAACGGGGUGGUGAUAGUGAAGUGUCCCGGCUGCGGGAAUCACCACGUCAUAGCCGAUAACCUGGGAUGGUUUUCCGAUCUGGAAGGAAAGAGGAAUAUCGAGGAAAUCCUGGCAGCCAAAGGGGAGAAGGUGAGACGUGUGGCUGGUGAGGAAGCCUUGGAACUGCUUCUGGAAAGCUCGGCAGAUACUGGGUCUCAAGGCCAGCCCACGGAGGGAGAAAGCGGGGAAGCCCCCCCAGAGACUGGCGGCAAGGGACAGACCUGAUGAAUGGGAUGUGUGUGGUUCUGCUGAUGGCAAGAGAGACUCUUAACCUUUAUUUCCUGAUUUCAGUGGGAAAUUUCUGUGUUUAAAAUAAACUCGGGUAUUGGUCUUUC